Messenger RNA from Agrilus planipennis (emerald ash borer), 981 nucleotides. RefSeq names its product lachesin-like. Gene Ontology annotation, cellular component: neuron projection membrane. Gene Ontology annotation, biological process: synapse organization. The transcript has 5 exons. The record is from RefSeq and is a predicted model, not a curated record. The annotation marks the transcript as partial. Lineage: Eukaryota; Metazoa; Arthropoda; Insecta; Coleoptera; Buprestidae.
GACAACCAUAUUUAUCUAUUGAAGUUAAGAAGGGGAAGUAUAUACUGAAAGCAGUAGUAGGUAAGUGGUAGCUUUCAUGGGGUGGAAAAUUUAACGAGACAUCCAGAGUGACUUGCAGCGUAAAUAAGUGUUUACCGGACAGGAAGUGAAAAUGUACGAACUUCCGAUGUAUCAGUGGUUUCAAAUGUCCUUUCGAACUCGGGCUUCUAACAAAGGAUAAUACAAACGUAAAAAUGGGUCUUUCUUCGAUAUGGACGGUACUUAUUUUGUCCAUUUUAUUGGAGCACACGCUGGAUACAUUCACGCAAGAUGUCGAUGGAGAUCCAGGCGGAGAUUUAAACGACUUAGGAGUUACAUUUCCGUCACCGGAAGAGAUCAAACCGGUAGAAUUUGUAACGGCGAACAGCACGAUCAUUACAUCUCAAACCGGAUCAAAAGCUCUAUUACCCUGCGUCAUCAGUAACAUUGGAGAUGGAAUGGUAUCGUGGAUUAGACGAAAAGACUACCAUCUUUUGACUGUGGGUGUUGUUACAUACAGUAGUGAUGCUCGUUUUCAAGUAAUACAUAGCCAACAUUCAGAGGACUGGACGCUGCAAAUAAAAUAUGUGCAAACACGGGACGCUGGAUUAUAUGAAUGUCAAGUUUCAUCGCAUCCUCCAACAAGUAUAUUUAUUCAGCUGAUUGUCGUAGAGGCGAAGGCGGAGAUUUCUGGGCCUACCGAAAAGUAUUUAAAGCCAGGUUCGGGCUUGCGGCUGCAAUGCACCAUAUCACAGAGUACGGAACCGCCACUCUUUGUCUUCUGGUAUCACAACAACCGCAUGAUCAAUUACGACGCAGAUAAGGGAAUCAAUGUGACAACGGAACUGCCAACGAAAACAAGUCUUCUGACGAUAAACAGUGCUGCUACCAGACAUUCCGGAAAUUACUCCUGCGUUCCCAGUAACGCACAACCAGCAAGCACAUACGUGCACAUAUUAAACG